This is a messenger RNA of Paraglomus occultum, 464 nucleotides long. The record is from the annotation of a GenBank genome assembly. NCBI's taxonomy places the organism in Eukaryota, Fungi, Glomeromycota, Glomeromycetes, Paraglomerales, Paraglomeraceae.
AAACAAGAACUAGUAAAAAAUGAUAUAGUAUAUUUACCGUUGAAUAUGCUUCCUGAAAAUUUUAUAAAAGAUAUAUUAACCGAAGAAAAAAUACUUGAUUGGGAUUUGGGAUAUGCUAUGACUGUGCAUACUAGCCAAGGGAUGACGCUUGAAGCUCCACAACGAGUUUGGGUUAUCGAUGAACAUUUGGCGUGGGAUAAUCUAAUAUAUCUCGCAGUUGGUCGUGUAGAAUAUUUGAGCCAGCUUAUUCGGAUUGAAGGUCCCCCAUUACCUCCUGAGAUUGAGGAAGCAAAAAAUAAGAAAGCAAUCGAACAUUCAUUGAGGCCAUUUAUUUCUGGAAAACUCGUAGGAUAUAUGGAUCAAGAUAAGAAAAAGGGUCGCGAAUUCGAUUUAUCUGUUGAUAAUAUUCUUGCAUUAAAAGAUUCGCAAAAAAAUAAAUGCGUAUUAUGUCUCAAUGAAAUGUU